Erpetoichthys calabaricus (reedfish) is the source of this 8519-nucleotide messenger RNA. RefSeq names its product leucine zipper-EF-hand containing transmembrane protein 1 (gene letm1). Gene Ontology annotation, biological process: intracellular monoatomic cation homeostasis. The transcript is spliced from 15 exons. Gene Ontology annotation, molecular function: calcium ion binding; ribosome binding. The record is from RefSeq and is a predicted model, not a curated record. The coding region runs from base 154 to 2460 and encodes 768 amino acids. Gene Ontology annotation, cellular component: mitochondrial inner membrane. Lineage: Eukaryota; Metazoa; Chordata; Cladistia; Polypteriformes; Polypteridae.
CUGAGCUUGGCUGAAGCACAGUCAGCAGAGGAAGGAAGAAGGGAACGGAGUUGCUGUCUCAUCAGUCUAACAAGGGCAUGGGGAGAAGACUCUUCGUAGUAUUUCGCUAAAUUAAUAAACGCUUUUUGUUCAUCACAUGUCGUUUAGUGCCGUAUGCGUGAGAGUAAAAUGGCUUUGAUCCUUGUCAGGAGGUCAUCUUUUCCAGUGCUGAAAACGAGCAGAUCGCUGUUCAGGGAUUUCGAUAAAGUCAAACUAAGAUGUUCUACUUGUUUUAGCUGCACAGCUCUUCGAUUUGGGAGUCACAGGAAUGUAACCAUCAGAAAUGGCAGUGUUUUUUUGCCACUAAGUGUUGGCCAUAGCUCCAGUUAUUGCAACUGGACAAGGGGGAGAAUCAGAUGCUACAAUGGAGUGUUGGAUGGCUCGUAUUUAUUGAGCCCUGUGGCUUCCCUAGGAGUUGUAGGACCCUGGCAUGGUCCAGUAAGGUGGUGGCAUUCCACUAAUAAUUUAUACGAUGAUUCCAAAGUGGAGAAAUCUUUGAAAUCUCUUAAGGACAAAAACAAGAAACUAGAAGAGGGAGGUCCAGUAUACAGCCCUACUGUUGAUGUAGAACCUGUUAGAAAGACAAUAACACAAAGAGUAGUAGAUGAAGUAAAGCACUAUUACCAUGGAUUUCGAUUGCUAUGGAUUGAUACAAAGAUAGCAGGCCGUAUGCUAUGGGGAAUCCUCAAUGGACAUAUUCUCUCCCGGAGGGAGCGAAGACAGUUUCUCAGAACCUGUGCAGAUGUUUUCAGACUGGUGCCCUUCUUGGUUUUCAUCAUUGUUCCGUUCAUGGAGUUUCUUCUGCCAGUAGCACUUAAACUGUUCCCCAAUAUGCUCCCUUCAACAUUUGAAACAAAGUCCAAGAAGGAGGAGCGAUUAAAGAAAGAACUCAGAGUAAAGCUUGAAAUGGCCAAAUUUCUUCAGGACACUAUUGAGGAGAUUGCACUUCGCAACAAGGCUGCUAAAGAACAUGUUUCUGUGGAGUUUUCCUCUUUCUUUCAGAAGAUUAGAAAUUCCGGUGAAAGACCCAGCAAUGAGGAGAUUAUUCGCUUCUCUAAGCUUUUUGAGGAUGAACUGACUCUGGACAACUUGUCCAGGCCUCAGCUGGUUGCUCUCUGCAAACUACUUGAGCUCCAAUCCAUUGGAACCAACAAUUUUCUCAGAUUUCAAAUAAUAAUGAAAUUAAGGGCCAUUCGUGCAGAUGAUAAGCUAAUUGCAGAGGAGGGGGUGGACAGCUUGAAUGUAAACGAGAUACAAGCAGCAUGUCGCGUACGAGGAAUGAGAGCACUAGGUGUUACCGAGGAGCGUCUCAGGGAGCAGCUGAAGCAGUGGCUGGAGCUGCACUUGGACCAGCAGAUCCCUACAUCACUACUGUUGCUUUCUAGAGCAAUGUAUCUACCCGACACUCUGUCUCCAGCUGAUCAGCUGAAGACCACACUGCAGAACCUGCCUGAAACAAUGGCAAAGGAAGCUAAGAUCAUGGUAGCAGAAGUAGAAUGUGGAAAGGUGGACAACAAGACUAAGCUGGAAGCAACAUUGCAAGAAGAGGCAGCUAUCAAAAAGGAAAACCAAGAACGAGAAAUGGAGAGGCUAGCAGAUGCAGCUGAAAAGGCUAAAGAAGUUCUACAAGUUGCUGCUCGAAAAGAAAUGGAGUCUGCAGUAGACCUAGAAGUUUCUGCUGUCAACAUUAAGAAAAGCCAGAUUGCCAUGGACACUGAGCAGGAGUUGACCAAUGUGGACUUGGCAAUUCACUCACAGACCUUGCAGGACACAGCUCCUGUCUUGGAAGGGAUAAAGGGAGAAGAGAUUACCAAAGAGGAGAUCGACAUGCUUAGUGAUGCCUGUACAAAAUUGAAGGAGCAGAAGAAACUGCUGACUAAGGAAAAGGAGGAGCUAGAGGAUCUGAAAGAUGAUAUACAGGAGUACAAUGAGGACCUAGAGGAGAUAAAGAAAGAGCUAUUAAAGAGUGGACAGGAAGAGGUUGUCCAAGAGUCCAAAGCCAGCAAGAGACUUUCUAAAAGAGUAAACCGAAUGAUUGGCCGUAUUGACAAGAUCAUUUCAGAGCUAGAAACUGACCAGAAGGUUCUGGAUGGGCAGCUAGACAGUGGAGCAAUACCUCCAGUUGGCAUUUAUUUCACAUUUAGGGAGAAUGUCAUCAGUAUUAAUGAGCUGAUCAGCGUUAUGCGUCAGAUACAGAACAUUCCUGAGCACAAGCUGCAACUUAUUGCUGAAGCUUUGGAUGAAAACAAAGAUGGCAAAAUUGACAUUGAUGAUGUUAUCAAGGUUGUUGAAUUAAUUGACAAGGAGGAUAUUGAUAUCUCAGCUGGUCAAGUUGCAGAGAUCAUGGCAAUGCUUCAAAAGGAAGAGAAACUGGUAGAAAAAGAGAAAGCCAAGGAAAAAGCAGCAGAAGUUCAGAACUGAGCCCAUUUUUACCCUUCAGUGGUUUGAUGUUCACCUUCUAUGUAAAAACACCAGUAACCUCAGAUUUAUAGAAUGGUGGAGCUGCAAAGAAUAUUUUUCUCCAUUUAUUUCUUGAGUUUGUUGAACAAUAAGGGGCAGAAUCCUCAAAAUCAUUGGUGCAAUGUGAAAUUUGUUGCACAGUUGAAUAUAUACCACGGUAGCUUUGCUUUUUGUGAUGGGGUACUUUUUAGAUGUAAGACAAAGGCUGCUUCAUCAUAAAUUUGAAAAAAGUUUUUCAUUGCACACUAAAUCAUUCAUGAUUCCUUACGCAUAUAAACUAUAAGUUUGUAUUUUUUUAAUGACUGAGUCUAUGUACUCCCUUAAAUUAUUGUAUUUAACAUGCUUUAUUGAUAAAGGUGAUCAUAAAUAUGGUAAUAUUUUGUAUACGAGUAGGUUAACACGAAGAAGAAAUGAUUUUGAAAAGUACAGUAAUUAAUAACAAAUGGGAACAACCAGACUAAGCUGCUGCACUGUUUUGAGGAGGUUUUGUAUGAAAGCCUUUUUUGUAUUUAAAAUAGGAAUUUUUUUUUUUUAACUAAUAUUUUGAGCACUGAAAGUACCAAAGGCAGGAAAACUGUUGUUAAUUUUUAUUUUAUAUUAUGCUUUCUGGCUUUUAGACAGCUUUGUAAUUUAUCACAUUUAAUUUUUUUUUCCUUAGGCCUGUGUACAUGUCAGUGAGGAUUAAUAAAUGUAUUUCGGCUUUCAUAAUUUAUUUUGACUUAAAUGUUUGACAUGAAUUUGUUAGCAUAAAAUAUGCUGGUUUUAAUCAUAUUUUAAAAAGGAGUCAAAAAAUACGGUUCGUGUAAUUAUUUGUUCAGAAUGAUAUUGACCUACUGUACCACUACAGUUUUUUGGCUGUUUUUUACUAUACAAAUCAUUGCCAUAUUAAAUCCUUCUACUCCAUGUUCAAAUAGCACAUAUACAGUGAGAUUGUUGUUCAGAUCCAUGGGCAGCCUACCUAAACUUUAUUGUGUAUACAGAAAAUAAUACAUUUCAGCAAUUUACAACCGAUUCACACCACAGUCUGUUGAAUAGGUUAUCUGAUCAGUCCUUCCAGCUUUGGCCCAUUGGAAAAGAAUUUGUCAACAUUCAGUGUUCCGUUUUUAAGUAGCUUAGCUUUACUCCUAUACUUUGUUUUUAUUUUUUUAGUCAGUAGGGUUAACCAAAGCCAUGCUUAACUUGGGCUUGUUAAUUUAGGAGCAAGACUACAGGUCUGGUCAGGUUAGGUUGAGGAGCAUGCACUGGUACAUCUUGUUGCCGCACCCACCACAUGACAGAACAACUUGGUUGGCAACCUCCCAGAUAGACAAGCGAUCCAGUCCCACUUUCUGGGAAUUACCAUCGCUGCCACAGCCAGGUGUUACAGUGGGGCAAAAAAGUAUUUAGUCAGCCACCACUUGUGCAAGUUCUCCCACUUAAAAAGAUGAGAGAGGCCUGUAAUUUUCAUCAUAAGUAUACCUCAACUAUGAGAGACAAGAUGAGAAAAAAAAAAUCCAGAAAAUCACAUUGUCUGAUUUUUGAAGAAUUUAUUUGCAAAUUAUGGUGGGAAAAAAAAAGUAUUUGGUCAAUAACAAAAGUUCAUCUCAAUACUUUGUUAUAUACCCUUUGUUGGCAAUGAUAGAGGUCAAACCUUUACUGUAAGUCUUCACAAGGUUUUCACGCACUGUUCCUGGUAUUUUGGCCCAUUCCUCCAUGCAGAUCUCCUCUAGAGCAGUGAUGUUUUGGGGCUGUCGCUGGGCAACACGGACUUUCAACUCCCUCCAAAGAUUUUCUAUGGGGUUGAGAUCUGGAGACUGGCUAGGCCACUCCAGAACCUUGCAAUUCUUCUUACGAAGCCACUCCUUCAUUACCCAGGCGGUGUGUUUGGGAUCAUUGUCAUGCUGAAAGACCCAGCCACGUUUCAUCUUCAAUGCCCUUGCUGAUGGAAGGAGGUUUUCACUCAAAAUCUGACGAUACAUGGCCCCAUUCAUUCUUUCCUUUACACGGAUCAGUCGUCCUGGUCCCUUUGCAGAAAAACAGCCCCAAAGCAUGAUGUUUCCACCCCCAUGCUUUACAGCAGGUAUGGUGAUCUUUGGAUGCAACUCAGCAUUCUUUCUCCUCCAAACACGACGAGUAGAGUUUUUACCAAAAAGUUCUAUUUUGGUUUCAUCUGACCAUAUGACAUUCUCCCAAUCCUCUUCUGGAUCAUCCAAAUGCUCUCUAGCAAACUUCAGACGGGCCUGCACAUGUACUGGCUUAAGCAGGGCGACACGUCUGGUACUGCAGGAUUUGAGUCCCUGGCGGCAUAGUGUGUUACUGAUGGUAGCCUUUGUUACUUUGGUCCCAGCUCUCUGCAGGUCAUUCACUAUGUCCCCCCGUGUGGUUCUGGGAUUUUUGCUCACCGUUCUUGUGAUCAUUUUGACCCCACGGGGUGAGAUCUUGCAUGGAGCCCCAGAUCGAGGGAGAUUAUCAGUGGUCUUGUAUGCCUUCCAUUUUCUAAUAAUUGCUCCCACAGUUGAUUUCUUCACACCAAGCUGCUUACCUAUUGCAGAUUCAGUCUUCCCAGCCUGGUGCAGGUCUACAAUUUUGUUUCUGGUGUUCUUUGACAGCUCUUUGGUCUUGGCCAUAGUGGAGUUUGGAGUGUGACUGUUUGAGGUUGUGGACAGGUGUCUUUUAUAUUGAUAACGAGUUCAAACAGGUGCCAUUAAUACAGGUAACGAGUGGAGGACAGAGGAGCCUCUUACAGAAGAAGUUACAGGUCUGUGAGAGCGAGAAAUCUUGCUUCUUUGUAGGUGACCAAAUACUUAUUUUCCACCAUAAUUUGCAAAUAAAUUCUUUAAAAUCAGACAAUGUGAUUUUCUGGAUUUUUUUUUCUCAUUUUGUCUCUCAUAGUUGGGAAAAUUACAGGCCUCUCUCGUCUUUUUAAGUGGGAGAACUUGCACAAUUGGUGGGUGAUUAAAUACUUUUUUGCCCCACUGUACGUGAAGUGAGUGUCCCCUUGGCCUGGUCCAGCCAUUCUGGUCAUCAACAGUGAGGAUCCUGUGAGCCAGAUUACCCUUGGGGAAUCGCACCACGUGGCAGUAGUGCCUCAUUCAACACAAAGUCAAACCAGUGGUACCCAAGGAUUUUCUGAAUAGACACAGUACCGUAGGAGUCCAGUCUGUGACUCGGGUCACUGGAUAGUGUCCAUGUCUCGCAACCAAAUAGCAAGACAGGAAGCACCAGGAGUCUAAAGACUUGGACUUUCGUCCUUUUGCAUAGAUAUUGGGAGCGCCACAACACCCGUUUCCAGCAACCUCAUGACCUACCAUGCUAUCUUAAACCGUCUACUGACUACAUCCUUAAUAAUUUUAAACAAAUUGCUAAUUUGGUAGCAUCUAAGUACAGUAUAAAACUAUCACUGAGUAAUUAUCUUUGGGCAGCUUAUCACCCAGUGUUGCUGAAGAACAUUUUUUGAGUCAUAUUUGAUUUAUCUUAUUUCAUAUUGAAAGGGAUCCCAGUGAUCCCAUAAGGAUAUUUCUUUAUUUGAAAGACCUGAACUGUUUUAGUAAUAACAACUAAGAUGUGAGAGGGUAGUGGUUCUAGAUAAAUGUAACUAUAACAAACAUUUAUAAACCAACUAUCCAUCCAUUUUCUAAUCUCCUUAUUCUGUUACAGGGUUGGCAGUGUCAUGAACAAGGCAAAUCAACCCUGGAAGGGACGUCAACUUAUUACAGCUAGUCUCUGGGACUGUGAAAUACAGUAAAAGACAAAAGUAAUGUUAGGCGGCCUAUUUCUGUGCUGCUCCAAUUAGAAACUCUCUUCACAAAUUCAUUAUAUAUAUAGCGUGUAGUAUAUACAAAUAUUCACAAAGAGAAUAUAGAAAAUCAUGGGCUGUGUUUACAAACAGACAGACACAGUAGUUUUGAAUAAAACGCUCAAAAUCAUUUACUACCUACAGUGAAAUAGAUCAAUUAUGUAAAAUCCAUCUACUAUUAAAAUAAUUUAACUCUGCAUUAAUUUAAUUCCACUCAGAAAGAAUUGUCCCAGUUUUUAAUAUUCAAUUUCUCUACUUUGAGGUAUAUUUUGGCACUCUUUUAUUAGAACCUCCCGUAUUUUUCCGUGUUUUGCACAUUUCUUUUAGCCGUCCACAUUUUUUUUUUAAAGAUUUCUUUCUUUUCUUCUGAACAGAUUCAUUAGAUGUGAUUCAAGAAAUUUAGCACUGUAGUAAUUUCUUCAUAAUUUAUAAGGUAGAUACUAGCCAUUCGCUCAUUACUGCACCAAUUUUCAGAAUCUGCUGUUUCCAUUUCAGUUUUGCUUCCAGCAACAUGGGCAUGAAGCAGAAAUCGGUAUGAAUGGGUAACUCCAUUACACAGACCAGCAUUUAUUCUUUUCAGGUUAACCCAAAGUUUGGCAGUUAAAGUAGUGCAUGUCUUUGGGAUGUGGCAACCCCUGUAAAAAUCCACCCAGACAUGGUACAGUUUUUGAACUUCACUUGGGGAAUUACUGAGCCUCCUAGCAAAUUUGAUUCUUAGGAGGAAAAGGACCACAUUUCUAAGGAAAGAAAAAAAUAAGAUUUCGAUUCACAAAAUAAAAAUUGUACAAAUUAGCUAGUCAUUUGCUUAGAUUGGACGAUGUUACAGAUUCUUGUUUUAGGAAGUUUUCUACAAGAAAAAAAAAUUAAACCUGAAAUUUUUUUAUUACAGUUCUAUAAAGAACUGUUUGCUGCUCUGUUUAGUAUGAAGUUUUACCCUUGCUCAAACUUUAAAGUUUAAAUAGUAAACAUAAUCUGUUGUAACAACUCAAAAAAUAAAAAUGUUGAAAUGGUAAAUCUUCUGUUUUUCUCAAUCAUUUAUUAAUAUUUGCUUAUAGAGUUAAGAUUAGUGUGGUCUAGUGGAGUAAGAUGAUGAUUUGAAGGCUGGAAAACUGUCAAUUCAUUACCAAUAUUUAACUGACUGUGUAACUCUGAAUGAAAUAAUUUGUGUUGUGUAUAUAUAGUUGAAUAAAAGCAUUAGCUAAAAAAUGUAAGUACAUAUAUUGAAAAUGAUCACUGUUUAUUAAAAUUAUAUUCUAGAUGUCAAUAUGAGAGUACAGAGGCACAUUAAACUGGAUUCGGAUCUUCAGCUGGUCACUGUUAGUAUAGAGUUUUCCUCCCAUGUCACAAACAGGCAUAUUUUAAGUAAACUGGGAACUCUACAUUGGCCUUGUGUGUCUUGAUACGACUUAUUAUCGUUUUCCAAGGCUGGUUCCUACUUUGUGUCCAGUGGUGCUGGUGCAGGCUCUGGCCCUCCAAGAGUAAUCAGGUUCAGUAAAUGGAUAAAUGAACGUGAGUAUAGAAUAAUUAAUAAAACUAGUUAAAUUUGUACAGUUUCAUUUCACAUUAUGUGGGUUUCACAUAAUCUAAUUGGAUGUCUGUGUGCACAAUGUCCUAAUCAGUUAGUCCUGGUUUAUACAGUUUAGUGCCUUUUAUAAGUUAGUCACAUGCUGCUUUAUCAAAGUAAAUUUACAAUAUUGUGCAACACACAAGCUUACACAAUAUUAUAUAAAGUAAUUGCACUGCAAAUAUGAAUCAAGAAAUGACUUCAAAGUUAUGUGAUAAUGUACGUAACUUAAGCAUUGCACAUUUUUGAUUUGUUUGCAAUUUUCAUAUGUUUAAUAUAUUGCUUAAUUUUCUGUGUUUUGCAAAAAAGAAAAAAAUAAAUUGUGUAUUACAUAUCUAUAAGUUGAGUGUCUUGAGAGAUUACAAAUGUAAGACUUGCUCACAGUAAGUUUGAUUAAAAUUAAAAUUCUUUGCUUUGCAGCCCAGCUUUAUUUCUACCUUGUUUACACCAUAGCAUUUACAUGGAGUUGAGGGGGUUAUUUGCAGUUUUUUCACUUUGACAGACGAAUGUAACCACUAGGAGCAUUCUGAUUGCAUCAGAAAUGUAUUUGUUUAAUAUUUAUGUGUGUACUGCUCUCAACCUAUUUAUGAUAGUCUGUUUCUGUGGACAACUGUAAUUUUAUAUUCUCAAAAAAGUAAAUUAAUUUAACCUGAAUUCAGUAAAUGACUUGUAAAAAUCAAA